AAUACAAAAAAAAAAUGAAAUAAUUUUUAAUAAUAUCAUUAAUAAUAGCUUUAACGACAGCUUUCGUGACAAUACCAGUAAAGAAAACCUAAGAAAACGAUAUACAAAAAAUUCUUCGUUUGAACUACUUAACAAAUAAUUAUUAAUAUAUCUUAUAAAAAUUUUUACCAAAUCAUUUGUCUUAAAAUUGGCCUGAGGUGAAGAUAAACAACUUUAUGGACGCUUAGUAUUACGGGGAAGUCUAAAUUGGAACACCUCCAUAAUCUUUCUAAGUUAUAUUUGAUACUGGUUCAUCUAACUUGUGGGUUCCCUCAUCCGAAUGUGGAAUAUUAUCAAUAGCUUGUAGACUUCAUACAAGAUAUGAUAAGACAAAAUCAUCAACAUAUGGUAAGAACGGAACACAUUUUGAUAUUAAAUACGGGUCUGGAGGAGUAAGUGGUCAUUGGACUUAAGAAACUAUAAUUUUAGGAGGGUUAACAGCCUAAAAUGUUACUAUUGGAGAAGCUACAUCAAUGAAAGGCCUUUCUUUCUUAGUUAGUAAAUUUGACGGUAUUUUAGGUUUGGCAUACCCUAAGAUUUCAGUUGAUAAUGCAACCCCUGUUUUCAUGAAACUUAUUGAAUAAGGAAAAGUUUAAGAUGGAUCUUUUGCCUUUUUCUUGACAAACAAAGCUGGCUAAGAAGGCUCUCGUUUAAUUUUGGGUGGUUUUGAUCCAUAAUAUGCUGCAACACCAUUCAAAUAUUAUCCUGUAUCUCUAGAAGCUUGGUGGGUUAUCGAUGUUGAUAGAGUUGCUUUAGGAAACACAACUUAUUAAAUAUAAAAAGCUAUUGUAGAUACUGGCACUUCUGUUAUGGUUGGUCCUAAAAGUGUAAUUGAAGAAAUGAAAAAAUAAUUACCUAAUUAAGGAAAAUAAAAAGUUGACUGUUCUACUAUUUCUGAAUUCCCCAACCUUACUUUUAAUAUUGGUGGCGAUGAUUAUAUCUUAGAACCUGCUGAUUAUAUCAUUUAGAUUACUUCUGGAUCCUAAAGUUAAUGUGUUCUUGGGUUGUAAGGAUUAGAUAUGCCUGGUCCUCUUGCUUAAGCUUUCAUUUUGGGCGAUUCAUUUAUUCAUAAAUAUUACACUCAUUUUGAUUAAGCUAAUAAAAGAGUUGGAUUUGCUUUGGCUAAACAUUGAUUACUUUUUAUUAUAAAAUUAUUUUUUUUAUUAUAAAACUAAAUA
Molecule: messenger RNA, 1217 nt
Organism: Ichthyophthirius multifiliis
Lineage: Eukaryota; Ciliophora; Oligohymenophorea; Hymenostomatida
Exons: 1
Biological process (GO): proteolysis
Molecular function (GO): aspartic-type endopeptidase activity
Source: RefSeq, a predicted model, not a curated record